This is a messenger RNA of Condylura cristata (star-nosed mole), 2325 nucleotides long. RefSeq names its product negative regulator of ubiquitin-like proteins 1 (gene NUB1). The record is from RefSeq and is a predicted model, not a curated record. Gene Ontology annotation, molecular function: protein binding. The coding region runs from base 48 to 1895 and encodes 615 amino acids. Gene Ontology annotation, biological process: regulation of ubiquitin-dependent protein catabolic process. Lineage: Eukaryota; Metazoa; Chordata; Mammalia; Eulipotyphla; Talpidae. The transcript has 15 exons.
CCGUGCGAGCGUUUGCCGAGCGUCUGCCGUCAGUCACGGAAGCGCUGAUGGCGCAAAAGAAAUACCUCCAGGCGAAACUGACCCAGUUUUUAAGGGAAGACAGAAUUCAACUUUGGAAACCUCCCUAUACAGAUGAAAACAAAGACGUUGGUUUGGCAUUAAAGGACCUGGCCAGGAAGUACUCGGACCGGCUGGACUGCUGCGAGAGCGAGGCCGGCAGGGCGAUCGAGGAGAUCCGCCGCAGGGCCAUCGCGCGCGGCGCCGGCAACGAGCACUUCAGAGCCACGGGGAUUGCUACCAUCGAGGUGUUUUUGCCUCUGCGACUAAGAAAGGACAGGAAAAGCUUGUUGGAGACCCGACUGCACAUCACUGGCAGAGAACUGAGGGCCAAAAUAGCUGAAACCUUUGGAUUUCAAGAAAAUUAUAUCAAAAUUGUCAUAAAUAGGAAACAACUGCAACUAGGGGAGACCCUGGAAGAACAAGGAGUGACCCACAACGUAAAGGCCAUGGUGCUGGAGCUCAAGCAGUCUGAAGAGGACGUGAGGAAAAACUUCCAGAUUGAGGAAGAGUUGCACAAUGAAGCGGAACUUACAGAAAGAAGAAUUCAGAGGACCAAGAGAGGCCUGGAGAUCCUGGCGGAGAGAGAUGAGAUGGCGGUGGACCCAGACGCCACACCGUACCUGGACAUUGCUAACCAGACCGGACGGUCGAUCAAAAUCCCUCCCUCGGAGAGAAAAGCCCUCAUGUUGGCCAUGGGCUAUCACGAGAAGGGCAGAGCUUCCCUGAAGAGACGAGAGUAUGGGAUCGCCCUGCCGUGUCUGUUGGACGCAGACAGAUACUUCUGCGAGUGCUGCCGGGAGCUGCUGGACACGGUGGACAACUACGCGGUGCUACAGCUGGACAUCGUGUGGUGCUACUUCCGCCUGGGGCAGCUGGACUGCCUGGAUGACGCGGAGAAAAAGCUCAGCCUGGCCCAGAGAUGCUUUAAGAAUUGUUACGGAGAAAACCAUCAGCGACUGGUCCACAUAAAAGGAAAUUGCGGGAAGGAGAAGGUGUUGUUCUUAAGACUGUACUUGCUUCAGGGCAUCCGAAACUACCACAGUGGGAAUGGUGAGGCGGCUUGUGAGUAUCUCAACAAGGCACAGCAGCUCUUCAGAGAGCUGUACAUCGAUCCGUCGAAAGUUCACAGCUUGCUGCAGCUGGGGUUCACCCCCCAGGAAGCCCGGCUGGGCCUCAGGGCGUGUGAGGGGAACGUGGACCACGCGGCGGCCCACAUCACCAGCCGCAGAGAGGAACUGGCCAAGAUACGGAAAGAGGAGAAGGAGAAGAAAAGACGCCGCCUGGAGAACAUCAGCUCUCUGAAGAAGAUGGGCUAUUCCGGCCGCGCGGCCCGGCAGGCCCUCCAGCUGGCCAGCGGGAACCUGGAGGAGGCCAAGAAGAUCCUCCUCCAUAACCCCCAGAUGUGGUGGCUGAACGACUCAAGUCCCGAGAGCAGCCACCACCAAGACGGCGCUUCCCAGGAGGACAUCGACAGACUGGUGUACAUGGGCUUCGAUGUGGGCGCGGCCACAGCUGCCCUGACGGUCUUCCGGGGUAACGUCCAGCUGGCGUCUCAGACCCUGGCGCUCAACGGAGGGAGCCUGCCCCCCGACCUCCAGCUCUCGCCGCAGGAUUCCUCAUCGACGCCCUCCACGUCCCCGUCAGACUCUGCAGGCACCUCCAGCGCCUCCACAGACGAAGACAUAGAGACGGAGGCCGUCAACGAAAUCCUGGAAGACAUUCCGGAGCACGAGGAGGAUUACCUUGACUCCACCCUGGAAGAGGAAGAGCUCAUCAUUGCCGAGUACUUAUCCUACGUGGAGAACAUAGGGGCCGCGGCGAGGAAAGCUGAGUGAUGACGGGGAAGGUUCUGCGUUUCCUUAUAAAUUCUGUCCUCACGAAGGUCUCCUGCAGGUUUUCUUUUCCCUUUUCACCUGACUGCUCUAGAGCCUUCCACCAGGCAUUGGCGGGCGCAGGAGGUGGGGCCUGGGCGCGCUCUGGGCUGCCCUUAGGCUCUGAGGCCCUCUGCUCCCCUCCCCCACCGGAGGUCGCUCUGCCGGCUGCUUCGCCCUCUCAGCUGUCCCUAAAAUGCCCUUUAAAGCCUCAGCCGUGGGGGGCUGGGCCUGAGGAGUCCGUGGGGUGCAGGAGUCACUGGACCGGGUCUCAGGCCUGCCGCCUGAAGUCUGUUACGCCUAGUUUAGUCAACCGCGCACUGCAGAUUCAAGGUGAAAUUCAGAUUUAUCUGCGUUUAAAAUUCUCCUUUACACAAUAAAAUCUUUCACUAAA